GUAGACAAUCUUGCAGGCAUGCGAAUGGAGGUAUCUGUGUUGUUGAAUAUUUUUUAAUAUUUUUUGUCAGUGUAGCGAACUGAGUAAUUUAUGUUAACUAGAUUCAAUAUUUAUUAUUGAUUAAAGAUAGCAAAGGAAAUAAUGAUUUACGCUGAUGUUGUGAUUAAAUUUAAAUCUCUUCCAAAAGUUAAUAUAUCCCUGAUUAGAAGGUAUUCUACGCCAAGGUUGAAGCGGCAAGCAACAGAAUUGGCUCUAAACCAUUUCGAUCAGUUCUACAGUCCUGUUUUCAAAAAUUGGGCUUCCAUACGAUUAGGUUUGUUGUCUCCUCAUAGUUACUGUGCAGUUACUAAUGUAUUCACUGUAUCUAAAAAUGUCUAUGAUCUGUUUGGUGACUGUGACGUUUAUAACUUGAAAGAUGUUUAUUACUUAAAUUUAAAUGAAUUUCAUUCUUCAUUUUCUUCUGAAAAAAAUGUUAAGGAAUCUUGUCAAAACAGUUCCGCAUCUGACUCUGAACAUGAACCAGUUUCUGAGGAUUCGAAUUCUGAAUUAUGCACUGGAGUGGAGCAUUACAAUGAAGAUGAAUAUAUGCCAGCAACAAAGUUUAAAUACGGUGAUGUCGACUUAGAGGAAGAGUGUUUUGAAUUUUUUAAACCUACUUUGAAUUACAAUGCACAACUUGUACCUCAUGGUAUUAUACAAUAUCCUGAAAACUGGAAUAUAUAUUUUUGUCCACGAGGAAAAUUCAGAAAGUUCCCUCCUCCAAAAGAAGAUUCUACCGGUUUAUUAAAUUAUUACCUGAUGGAUGGAGCUUCAAUACUGCCUGUAUUAGCUCUAGAUAUUCAGAAAGGUGAAGAAGUUGGUGAUUUGUGUGCUUCCCCUGGGGGAAAGACUCUUGCUAUUUUAUUUGGGAUGCAGUUCGGUAAGCUGGUUUGCAAUGAUUCGUCUGUUUCCAGAUUAAAUAAACUUAAAACAGUCUUAAAUUCAUAUUUACCUGCUUCUCAAGAUUGGAGUAAGAGGAUACUAGUCUCUAACUUAGAUGUUUGUGAGUGGACUUCCUUUGAAUUAUUUGAUAAGAUUCUGUUAGAUGUUCCAUGUACUAAUGAUCGAUUAUCAGCUACCAAAGACAGCAACAAUAUUUUUCAACAGAAACGAUUUAAUGAGCGAUUGCUAAUUCCACGAGUUCAGACUUCUAUGCUGUGUGCUGCACUGAAAGCUUUGAAACCUAAUGGCUCACUAGUCUAUUCAACUUGUUCUCUAUCACCUCUGCAGAAUGAUGGUGUUGUUCAUAUGUCUCUGUCAAAAUUGCUAUCUGAAUGUCCCUUUGAAUUUAUUGUUAAUGAUUUGAGUGAUGCUUUUAACCCAGUUAGAAAAAUGUUUCAGUUUAGUGAUACCUGUAAAUAUGGACAAUUGGUGGUACCAUAUUUACCUCUAAAUUAUGGCCCUAUGUAUAUUUCAAAGAUUUCAAGAGUUAAAUAAAUUACUGUUUUAUCUGUG
This is a messenger RNA of Stegodyphus dumicola, 1494 nucleotides long. RefSeq names its product 5-methylcytosine rRNA methyltransferase l(2)10685. Gene Ontology annotation, biological process: rRNA methylation. Gene Ontology annotation, cellular component: mitochondrial large ribosomal subunit. The record is from RefSeq and is a predicted model, not a curated record. NCBI's taxonomy places the organism in Eukaryota, Metazoa, Arthropoda, Arachnida, Araneae, Eresidae. Gene Ontology annotation, molecular function: RNA methyltransferase activity.